Messenger RNA from Melitaea cinxia (Glanville fritillary), 1839 nucleotides. Its product is annotated as transcription factor IIIA-like. The coding region runs from base 265 to 1245 and encodes 326 amino acids. The record is from RefSeq and is a predicted model, not a curated record. Lineage: Eukaryota; Metazoa; Arthropoda; Insecta; Lepidoptera; Nymphalidae. The transcript has 7 exons.
UAGAUGGAACGCUGGAAAGGACAUUACAAUGCAAUCGUUGCGGUCGUUUAGUGGAACGCACCCUUAAAUUUUAACACGCGAAUUUGGACAGGUUAUCAUGCUUUUAUUUGAAAAUACAUUUUAUGCAAAUGUUUUUAUUAAAUAAUACUAAUUAUCCACUUUGCCCUUUUAUGAUUAAUAAAUGUGAAAAGUGUAUAAAAUAUUUCUACUGUUAAAGUAAUUCUUAAAAUUAGUAAAAACAGAAACUUAACUUUAGUUUUUAAUAUGGAUCAGCAGGAACAAGAUUUAAAAAAAAUAUAUGCUUGUCCAUUUUCUGGAUGCACUUCAGUGUUUAAUAGACCGUACAGAUUAGAACAGCAUCAAUUAGUGCAUAUAAAUUUCAAACCCUUUGCGUGCCCUGAACCAAACUGUUCUAAGACAUAUACAAACAAAAGUCACUUAGACCGGCACAUCAAAAGUGCGCAUAAAGAAAUUGAAACUGAUUUCAUUUACAGCUGUCCAAAAUGUAUGAAAAAGUAUGCAAACAGACAAAAUUUGAAAAGGCAUAUAAAAGUUAGCCACAUUGAAAACAACAAGCCAUUUUCAUGUGAUAUGUGCAGAGUUAACUUCAAGAAAAAACAUCAACUACGAGCUCACAUGCAUGUACACAAUGGAAUAAAAUCAUUUAGAUGUCCAUACUGUGAUAAAGAAUUUGUUACUUUAUAUGAGAAGAAAAAGCACAUGAGAAAUCAUAAAACGUAUUUGUGUGAACAUUGUGAUAUUAAGUUUAAUCGUUGGACGGAACUCACAACUCAUAAAAGAAAGGAACAUCAGUCCGAAUACAUAUGCCAUGAAUGUGGGAAACUUUACAGAAAAAGAUCACAUAUCAUACGACAUCUUAAAAAACAUUUCCCCAGUAGAAGAAAAACAUUUUCUUGUCCUUACGAAAGUUGUAACAGGAAAUAUUCACGUAACAGCAAUUUACAACAACAUAUAAGGAUAAAACACCUAGGUCUUACCUUUGAUUGUUCAACUUGUGGAGCUAAAUUGUCAACAAAGUCAACUUUAAAGGAACAUAUGAAAAGACACACUCGACCUAAAAUAAUAAAGAACGUUAAAAAAACUUUAAAAUCUGGUCGGAAAAAAAGAAAAGACGAAAAUACAAUGAAAAAAUCAUCUGCCCUCAAACUAGCUGGAAUUAGCGAGAAGGAUGUAAUAGAAACGUCUAUUGUACCUAUCGUUGAAAAGCCUUUCGUAUGUUGCUAAACAACUUCUAGAAACGUUCUAAAAAUUUAUAUGUGUAAUUAUAUACAUAUUGUAAAUGUUUUUUUUUUUUUUGUAUCUGUACAAUUACAGAAGUUACAUAAAGGUGGAUUUAUAUUUGACUGACGUGUUUUGUCGUGUCAUGACGUUUACGUUAUUAUGUCGUGUUUUAACGCAUCAGGACAAUAUUUUGAAUCAAUACAUGAGUACAGUAUCGAUACUUUGUAUUCGAUACCGUGUCCCUACUGACGCGUCAUAACAAAGCACUGCCGCGCGCGCACAUUAAUCUGACGUGUCGUGAUGGCGCCGUUUCAGCGCCCCUCGCAACCCGCUUAUCUGACGCGAACCGGGAUCGGUUCUGAUGCGGCACAUCGAAGUCAUCACGAUAUGACACAACACAUCAAUGUAAACGUUGUCGUACAAAAUGUAUGAUACCGAUUCUGGUCUGAUGCGACACGACACGACACGUCAGUCAAAUAUAAAUCCGCCUUUUAAGUCAAACUUUUAUCAAAAUUGAUAAGCAGUUUUUACAAUGUGAAAUUGUUAUAGCAGGACUAUCUGUUUGUGUAUAAUUAUAAUAAAUAUUGUUAUGAUAAA